ACUUAACAGGCAUAUGAGGAAAAUCAAUCCAAAAGGAAAAUAAAUCAUUUAAAUGGAGCUGCGACCAUUAAUUAAUUCUUCUUUGUUCAGUGUGGUUGAGUGACGUUUCGUAAACCAGGAAUUGGCAGUGAAACCUAAUGUUAAUAUUGGAAAGUGCGAAAAAUGCUUGGCUUCAAUAAAAAGGGGUGUACGCCCCACAAUCUCUUCAUCAAUGCACUCAUAUUUGGUACCAUUUUAGCUGGAAUCGCGCAACUUAUACACAAUACUUUAUCCGUCCCCCGACCAAAUAUUACAAAACAAUUUCAAGAGAACGUGACCCUGAAAUGUCCGCUCUCAUAUGACAACAACAACAUGGUAUACUGGAUCGGUGCGAGAAAAGAAAAUUUCACCAACAACAACACACAACUUUUCCGUGACAGAGGGCUAUUUUUACAAGGGUGAUAUGCACAACAAAUCCCAACUGUCGUUUUCUAAAUUAACUGGAUACCAUCAACGGUACUUCUUGUGUAUUCUGGUUCAAAAUAACUCAGCGAAAAUUUCUUUCCAAUAUCUGAUAGUUGAAAAUGACAAUGAUACAAGCCACUACUCGGGCGAAGAGUUCAAUGAGGAUGCUAGAAAAGAGGUUGCAAAAAUAAACGAAGCCAAAAAGGCAAAAGAAACCCAGCAACUAGCGGGCAUAACCGCUGCUACAGUGGUGUUGCUGCUCACCAUCAUUAUCAUCAUCGGUAUAACUGUCUACAGAAGGCGAAAUGGCAAUGUCAUUGUUAAAUAUUGGUUAAAGAAAGUUACCGUGGAGAAACCGCCGUCAGAAUCAGGAGAAUUGGUAAUGCCGAUAGUGAAAAUAGAAAAGCAAAGAUUAACCCAGAUGGGAAUAGUAGGAAAUGACACUACAUUAAUGUCAGAAUAUCAGAUGCCAGUGGAUGCAAAAUGGGAAAUACCAAGAUGCAAGAUAUCCCUUACUGGACAAUUACUGGGAGAAGGUGAAUUCGGAAAAGUGAUAAAAGCUGAGGCACACGGAGUAGUCUCUGAAGAUGCUAAGACUAUUGUAGCAGUGAAAAUGUUAAAAGACGGCUACACGGACGCAGACAUGAUAUCGCUGGUGUCAGAGAUGGAGAUAAUGAAGAUGAUCGGCAAGCACGAGAACAUCAUCAACCUCCUGGGAUGCUGCACGCAGGACGGCCCGCUCUACGUCGUGGUGGAGUACGCGCGCAACGGGUGCUUGCGCGACUAUCUCAAGAAACACAAAGCACCCAAAAAUGCUGGAUCUACGGAGAAUUUGCUUAACAAGCCGUUAGCACAGAGAGACCUGACAGGCUUUGUUUGGCAAGUGGCGAAAGGAAUGGAAUACUUGUCGUCGCGUGGUUGCAUCCAUCGGGACUUAGCGGCCCGCAACGUGCUGGUAUCGGCUGACCUCGUCCUGAAGAUAGCCGAUUUCGGGUUGGCGCGCGAUGUUCGCGACACUGACUACUAUCGCAAGCGCACGGCUGGCAAACUUCCUAUGAAGUGGAUGGCUCCUGAGUCUAUAGCACAGAAUUAUUACGACAAGCGUUCUGAUGUGUGGUCGUUUGGCGUGAUAACGUGGGAGAUCAUGACUUUUGGCGAAAUCCCUUACGCCAAAAUUUCAGUUUACAAGCUGUACAACUACUUGGAAACGAACAACAGGCUGGAAAAACCGGAUGACUGCAGUAACGAGAUGUAUGAUAUGAUGAAAAGCUGCUGGGCCUUCAAACCCGAAAAUCGGCCGACAUUCGAAGAAAUCGUCGGCACUAUGAAGUCCAUGCUGAAUCUUCCGGAAAAUGGACCGCUGCCGGAAAACUUGAAUGAAUACGUAACUAUGCUGGCCUAACAAAAAGCUAAGCCAAUAUCGAAAAGCGCCUAUGAGCACCACCUGGCAAUGGCAAUUCGAUAGCAGUGAAUUUGGAUAACUUAUAUUAAAAAGCAAACAUCAAGGUUCGUAAUAAAGUAUGUGUAAAAUAAAGGAAAACUUUGUUUA
Messenger RNA from Leguminivora glycinivorella, 1993 nucleotides. Its product is annotated as fibroblast growth factor receptor homolog 2-like. Lineage: Eukaryota; Metazoa; Arthropoda; Insecta; Lepidoptera; Tortricidae. The record is from RefSeq and is a predicted model, not a curated record. Gene Ontology annotation, biological process: multicellular organism development; cell surface receptor protein tyrosine kinase signaling pathway; positive regulation of kinase activity. Gene Ontology annotation, cellular component: signaling receptor complex. Gene Ontology annotation, molecular function: transmembrane receptor protein tyrosine kinase activity; ATP binding. The coding region runs from base 338 to 1846 and encodes 502 amino acids. The transcript has 13 exons.